UCUUCGCCCAUUAGGAGCUCUCCUCCAAUGUGUGGAGUGUUCAUCCCCGCAUCGGAGUUUGGCUUGGAUUGAAGUUAGAGUGAUCCGAACAAGUGUAGGCCUCGUGGAUUGCCGUUUUUGUAACGAAGUCGAGCCGGCUCGUUCCCUCUGAUAUAUCUCGGCGUCCGGUGAUCCCGAACUGCCAAAGCCCCAGUUUCACCAUGGAAUCCGCAUCCCCGUGCUCCUUCCCCGGCGACGCCGAGGCCGACGCCAUCGCCGUCGAGGAGGCCAUUACCACCCUGACGAAAGCCGACAUGGAGGAGUUGAUGCUCCACGUCCGCCGCUUCUAUGCCAUGCUGCACGGCAUCCACCCGCGCAAGCGUGUCCGCGCGACCUUCGUCAAGUACGAUCCAGCACGGCAGUCCACGGCGUUCAACUCAGGGCCGGCGGAGAUGCCGUUCGACCCACUGGCGCAGCACAAGCGCAGGUUCAGCCGGCCGCUGCCUCGCCCAUCCCGGUCGCGGCCGGUGCGGAGCUCGCCGCCUCGGCCGCUCCCACGGAGGGACCAAGACGACUGGAAGGCCCCGCCCUGCGUUGACAACCGGAAGAACCCCGGCAAGCGGCAACCGGCGUCGUCGGCUGGCGUGGGGACGCUGGACGAUCAGAUAGUCCGCAACUUCGGCAGGCUCGCCGAGGCGCUGGACGCCGCGGAGAAGGAGGCCUUCCUGAUACGGAACAAACCGGACGAGGGGUCCUCCGGAGGAGCACCUGUACGGGCAGCGGCCGGCAAGAGGGAGAGGCCAGUGGAGUUCGACUUCGACGAGCCGGAGCAGAGCGACGACCCCUUCGACCUCGAUCAGUUCAUGUCUAAGUUUGCUUGUUUGGGCAUGGAUGAUUUCGAUCUCGACGAACUGCUAGGAUCGAUGCUACAUAUCCGAUAGUAUGGUGAGGAUUCAGCCUGCAUGUGUUCAUUGCCGGUAAUGUCAGUAGUGCUUCAUCUAAUUUAUUUAUGCUGUAUCGUAACUUCAUUCUGUGCUGCCUAAUUUAUGCUGUAUUGUUACUUCAUUUAAUUUUGUACAUUCUUGAACAGUAGUUGCUGCUGCUCGAUCCAGCUGAUGAUGCAAUGGAAAGCCACAGUAAAGGAUGAUUUUGUCAAAAUACAUCGAAAGACGGUCCUAAUUGCCAGGACAGAGGAAUUAAGCAAGAUGCAUGGUACUGCGCUUGUGAUAAUUUCGAUAAGAGGAA
Triticum dicoccoides is the source of this 1224-nucleotide messenger RNA. Its product is annotated as SNW/SKI-interacting protein B-like. Gene Ontology annotation, cellular component: spliceosomal complex. The coding region runs from base 201 to 920 and encodes 239 amino acids. The transcript is spliced from 2 exons. Lineage: Eukaryota; Viridiplantae; Streptophyta; Magnoliopsida; Poales; Poaceae. The record is from RefSeq and is a predicted model, not a curated record. Gene Ontology annotation, biological process: mRNA splicing, via spliceosome.